AUGGAUUUUACUGAUGAAAGAUAUUUCCAAAUAGAAAAAUUAGCUGAAAAAAUAUCAGAUGAAGAUUCGAAAAGACGACAACAUAUAGAAAUUAAUUAUGAACUACCGAAAUUAUCGGAUAAAAACUUACCAACAAUAAAAGAGUUUUAUAAGAAUCAAAAUGUGUUUAUAACUGGAGGUAAUGGAUUUAUGGGAAAAGUGCUUAUUGAAAAAUUACUUCGUAGCUGUCCUGAUAUCAACAAAAUUUAUUUAUUACUACGACAAAAGAAAGGAAUUACACCAGAGAAACGAUUAAAUGAUAUGUUAGAAUCUCCUAUCUUUGAUCGUUUGAAAAAUGAAAAUCUCAACAGUGUAUCAAAACUAAUAAUUAUUCAUGGAGAUUGUGAACAGACCAAUAUAGGGAUGUCGAAUAAGGAUAUUGAAAUAUUAAAAGAAAACGUAAACAUUAUAUUCCAUGCAGCUGCAUCCGUGCGUUUUGAUGAUCCUUUAAAAAAAGCUGUGCUAAUGAAUACUAGGUCAGCCAGAGAUUUAAUUUCAAUUGCUAAACAAAUGAAACAUUUAAAGGUAUUUGUCCACCUUUCUACAGCAUAUUGUAAUAUAGACAAACAAAUUAUUCACGAAAAAGUUUAUCCACAACAAGCAAAUUGGAAACAUAUAAUUCACAUGGCAGAAACAUUUGAUGAUGAAACAAUCAAAUUACUCACAGCCAAAAUUUUAAAUGAUUUUCCAAAUACGUACACCUUUACAAAAUCACUUGCAGAGAAUGUAAUAAAUGAUGAAUGUGAAAAUAUACCAACUGUAAUAUACCGACCAUCGAUUGUUUUUUCUAGUGAAAAAGAACCAAUACCUGGCUGGUUAGAUAACUUAAAUGGACCCUUAGGUUUCUACUUGGCCUUUGGAACUGGUUUGUUACAUGUGUGUUAUGCAGAUGAAAACGUAGCGCCCGAUCAUGUACCCGUGGACCAUGCUAUUGCUAACAUGAUAGUUGCAUCAUGGUACCAAGCGAACAACACUAUUAGCAAUAUUAAAAGAAGCUUAGUUAUCAACGCUUGUACAUCAAACGUAGCACUAAUUACAUACCGUUAUAUGAAAUUCUGCUCAAAGAAAUUAUUUGAAUUAUAUCCAUUUUAUCGAAGAAUUUGGUAUCCAUUUAUUCUUCUCAUCACAAAUAAACUUGUAUUUGACAUUGCUUUUCUUUUUCUACAAAUAAUCCCUAGUAUUUUUAAACAAAUUAUGGUCAAUCUAUCAGGUCAAAAGUUCCCAGUACUUAAAAUGUGUAGAAAAAUAUAUAUUGCAAAUGUGGCUUUAAAACCGUUCAUGACAAAUCAAUGGUCAUUUUUGAAUGGUAAUUAUUUGUCAUUGAACAAAGUAGUGAAAUGUGAUGACAAAAACGAUUUCUGUGUAGACGUUCGGAAAUCCGAUAAAUUUUCUGUUUUAGCUUAUGGUCUAUACGGAUUGAAGAAAUAUAUGUUAAAAGAAAAUAUUGAUGAUAAAAAUGCUCUUUUGAAAGCUCAAGCUUUGUAUAAAAAAUUUAGUAUGGCUCAUCGCAUGGUGAUUCUUUUAUUUUGGAUUAUUUUCCUAUUUGUGUUUUAUAAAAGUUUUCUUUUAAAAAACUUAACAUAUUGUAAUCUUUAUAAACAAAUCAUUUAUGAAAAAGUUUAUCCACAACAAGCAAAUUGGAAACAUUUAAUUCAAAUUGCAGAAACAUUUGAUGAUGAAACAAUCAAAUUACUCACAGCCAAGUAA
Messenger RNA from Chrysoperla carnea, 1746 nucleotides. RefSeq names its product fatty acyl-CoA reductase 1-like. The record is from RefSeq and is a predicted model, not a curated record. Gene Ontology annotation, cellular component: peroxisome. Gene Ontology annotation, molecular function: alcohol-forming very long-chain fatty acyl-CoA reductase (NADP+) activity. Bases 1 to 1746 code for a protein of 581 amino acids. The transcript has 10 exons. NCBI's taxonomy places the organism in Eukaryota, Metazoa, Arthropoda, Insecta, Neuroptera, Chrysopidae. Gene Ontology annotation, biological process: long-chain fatty-acyl-CoA metabolic process.